Molecule: messenger RNA, 2499 nt
Organism: Scophthalmus maximus (turbot)
Lineage: Eukaryota; Metazoa; Chordata; Actinopteri; Pleuronectiformes; Scophthalmidae
Product: TOG array regulator of axonemal microtubules protein 1-like
Exons: 10
Coding region: 17-2077 (686 amino acids)
Biological process (GO): microtubule cytoskeleton organization
Cellular component (GO): cytoplasmic microtubule; cilium
Molecular function (GO): microtubule binding
Source: RefSeq, a predicted model, not a curated record
ACUUCACACCUAGAGGAUGAGUGUGCCAGUCCAACACCUGAGCGAGAGAAGUACUAGUUUCUACUUGUGGACAAUUUCUGUUUUUCUUCUGGAAACUAUGGAAUAUCCCGACUCAUCAGACACCUUCUAUUCAUAUCGGAGCGGCGAUGGUGUUUAUGUAAGAAGCCAGCCGACCAGGAGCCAGUGUAGACAGGGAAAUGGUGAAGGUUUCACCAGAGAGUCCAGGAACCUGGACAAGAAGAGGGCUGAGGCGGAGAAGAGGGAUGCAUCAAUUGAACCUGCAGAAAGACUGGACAAUUCAAAGAGAGCCAAAGACGAAUCUUUUAUGAGGAGAAUGGGACUCUCCUUUCAUAGGAUCCUGGAGAUUAAGAAGGCUCAGGUGGAAAAGAGGGAUGCGUUCAUUGGACAUCCAGUAAGACUGGACAAUUCACAGAGAACCAGUAAUAAAUCUGUUCUGAGGAGGCUGGGUCAUGGUGACAACCUGCCUAUGCCUCAACCAUCUGCUUUAUACCGAGGAGGCAAAUCCUUUCUGAGAGGGCAGAGGAGCUGGGACAAGGACCCUUUUGCACGUGCAUGUAAGGAGGAUCUAGACAGGGACAGCCCAACAGCUUCCAUGGGUUCUCUGUCAAGCCUCAGCACUGUGGACUUUUGUACUCCAGAUAUCCUGAGGGAAAUUGACCAGAUACAAUUUUCUCUUCCUGCAAAACCCAAUGACAAGGACGAGGAGGUAGUCAGAUCGAGGCUCCAGACGGCAAAACACAAGAUUGAGGCUAUCGUGGAGGGGAUCCAUGUCAACUCCCAGCCCACUGGGAAAUUCCCUCCGGUGACGCCUUUGGCUCCCAUCCGUUCUAAAGAUCCCCAAACAAAUAGGAGAGGACCUCAAACCAGGUCAAUCCAGCACCCUGCAAGGACAGUCGUUAGAAAAGGCAAGACGACAGCCAGUGACGGUAUACCCUCUACCGACACUGAAGAAAAGGUUGACGCUAUCUCUGAAACACUGGAGCGCAUCCGUGUCAACUCCCAGCCCGCACCUUCUCCUGCAUUGGCAACAAAGAAAAUCCCUGUGGUAACGCCUUUGGCUCCCCCUCGUUCUAAAGAUCCCCAAACAAACAGGAGAGGACCUCAAACCAGGUCAUUCCAGCACCCUGCAAGGGCUGUCGUUAGAGCAGGAAAGAAGACAGCCAGUGACGGCAUACCCUCAACUGACACUGAAGAAAAGGUUGAGGCUAUCACGGAAACACUGGAGCGCGUCCGUGUCAAAUCCCAGCCCGCACCUUCUCCUACAUUGGCAACAAAGAAAAUCCCUGUGGUGACGCCUUUGGCUCUGAUCCAUUCUAAAGAUACCCAAACAAACAGGAGAGGACCUCAAACCAGGUCAGUCCAGCACCCUGCAAGGACAGUCGUUAGAGCAGGCAAGACGACAGCCAGUGACGGCAUACCCUUGAGUGACACUGAAGAAAAGCCACUGGACAAACCUGUUGCGAGCCUCUCCCUCUGCUUCCAGCUGCUCUCCUUAAAUGACUGGAAAAAGAAAAUGGAUGGGAUGAAAAUCAUUCGAGCUCUGGCGCAGCAUCAUUCGCAGACCCUGAUACCAAAACUCCGUAAAGUGUGUCUGGUGCUCGUUGAGGAGGUGACAAACUUGCGCUCUGCAGUGGCCUGUGCCGCUAUAAACACUUUGGCUGAGCUUUACGUGCGCCUCCAGAGAGUCAUGGAUCCAGAGGUGGAGAUAACAGGAAAAGCCCUGCUGCUGACACUGGCACAUACCUUGAACGCCUUUACUCAACAGCAGAUCAAUCAGGCCCUGGAUGCCAUGGUGCAGAACUGCAGCCCUGGGCGGGUCGUGAAUGCUCUAUUUACCACAGGAUUGAGCCACUGUUGUGUUGCCGUGAAAGUAAGUACGGCCCAGCACCUGCACCAGCUGGCUGACAGGCUUGGAGCCGCUCACGUCUUCAGAGCAGGGAAGACCUACACUGAGCGCUUCCUUAUUGCCGUCUCUAAACAGUCUUUGGAUGCAGCCCCAGAAGCACCACGGACAAACGAUCCUCCGCGAACUGGUGCACCACAGAGACUUUCUUAAUCUGUGGACGAAGAUCAUCCCAGAAAAGGACAGAUGGCGACUGGACAAGAUCAUGAUGAAAGCCAAGAAGUGAAAAUGGAGAUACUGCAACACUGCUGUGGAUAAUUCGCAUUUUUUCCAACCACCAGUGUGGCGUCAGAGAUCGCCAGGUUUGCCGCAUUGCAAAUUAUCCAAUUCCACGUCCCAGUCGAGGAAGAACUCUGUGUCCCUGCCGUCAAUGCCUGUCAGGAUAUUGGCUUGUAAAGUGUAAAAAAAUCCCUGACUUGGAUCAUCCAAGAGAACCUUCCUUUUCUAGUUUUUUGUCCAUAAUUUUCCUCUGUUUUCGGCCCUAUUGAUUUUGUCUUGAUUAAACCGGUUUUCACAUUAAUUUACAGAGUGUUUGUGUUGAUCCUCAGCAAAAAAUGAAGAAAAUUGGUUAUUCA